AUGAAAGAAGAAAAAAUAACGAAAAUUGCAUUUUUGCUUAUGGUGGCGCAGAUUUCUUUAGCCGUGGAAUUCGAAACAUUCGCAGCGUUCUCUAACCACAAACAAGGAAAAAGCAGAAAUGACGAGAAGACAGUCAACUGUUGUCCAAUUAUUGGCGUGCUCGCUCAAGAAACGGAUGGAAAUGUGACGAAAUUCGGAAGUCAAUUAAUUGCAGCCACUUACGCCAAGUUUAUCGAGUCUGCAGGAGGGAGAAUGGUGCCUAUUUUCAUUAACUCCACUGCUAAAGAAAUUGAAAAAUUAUUUUAUUCAAUUAAUGGUGCCAUAUAUCCCGGAGGUCAUAGGUUAUUACACCACACAAACUACACACGAGUAGGGAAACAGAUAUUAGAGCUGGCAAUGAAGGCUUAUGAUAAAGGCGAUAUCUUUCCGAUCUGGGGAGAAUGUCUGGGCUUAGAGUUGCUUUCAAUGCUGGUUGCUGGGAGAGAUUUACGAGUGGGGCAACUGGACCACGAAUUUUUCAGCGAAGUCGAUGCAAAAAAUGUCAGCCUGAAAUUAAUUCUUCCAAGAAAUUAUAAAACGACUUCUCUAUGGAAAUUUGCUCCAAGACACGUUGUGAAAUUCUUACAGAAUAACAAUGCAGCAUACAACAAUCACAGGAAGGCCAUCACACUACAGAAUUAUGGCAAGUACAGACGUCUAAAUGCUUUUUUCAGAAUCGUUUCAACCAGCAAAGAUCGCAACGGGGUUGAAUUUAUUUCAACUAUGGAAGGUAAGCGUUAUCCCGUCUACCUUUUCCACUGGCACCCGGCUAAAUCCCAGUUUGAAUGGCGCAGAGAUCUGGACAUUAAUCACUCGCUGGCCGAUGUUCUUUCAGGCCAGUAUUUUGCAAAUUUCCUAAUUCAAAAAGCGCGCUUCAACACUCAUCGAUUCUCCAGAGCAGAGGAAGAGAGGGCUUCUUUAAUUUAUAACUACAAACCAACUGCUGUACAAGACUACUUGCCUUUUAUACAAGCUUACUUUUUUUAAGGUCACUCAACGACGACCUGUAGAAAUCCUGUAUAGAAAAGAUCACUUAAACGAACAACAGGCGAGUAAACCGAACGGCGGUAAAGGUUUUCACGAUCGCCAAUGGAAAUUACCGCCAACAAAACCUUUUUCUAUCUCUGUAUUUUCCACACUAGUGAAACAAUACUAACAACAUACAGGGAAUGUGAAUUUA
Molecule: messenger RNA, 1219 nt
Organism: Pocillopora verrucosa
Lineage: Eukaryota; Metazoa; Cnidaria; Anthozoa; Scleractinia; Pocilloporidae
Product: gamma-glutamyl hydrolase-like
Biological process (GO): tetrahydrofolylpolyglutamate metabolic process
Cellular component (GO): vacuole
Molecular function (GO): gamma-glutamyl-peptidase activity
Source: RefSeq, a predicted model, not a curated record